Molecule: messenger RNA, 3585 nt
Organism: Nannospalax galili (Upper Galilee mountains blind mole rat)
Lineage: Eukaryota; Metazoa; Chordata; Mammalia; Rodentia; Spalacidae
Product: guanine nucleotide-binding protein G(s) subunit alpha
Exons: 12
Coding region: 16-3321 (1101 amino acids)
Biological process (GO): adenylate cyclase-activating dopamine receptor signaling pathway; sensory perception of chemical stimulus
Cellular component (GO): heterotrimeric G-protein complex
Molecular function (GO): ionotropic glutamate receptor binding; GTPase activity; GTP binding
Source: RefSeq, a predicted model, not a curated record
AACCGCCACCGUGUUAUGGGCAUGCGCAACCGCCUCUACGGCAGUAAUAUGUCAGGACAACACGAUAUCCCCCCUGAAGUCGGGGAGCAGCCCGAGCAGGAACCUGUGGAAGCCCCAGGGGCAGCUGCCGCCGGUCCUGGGCCUGGCCCAGCCGAAGGGAUGGAGACCGAACCGCCAGACAAUGAGCCCAUCCCCGUCGCGGCUGGCAUCGAGGACCGUGGACCCCCAGAUGUCCCCAGGUCCAACGUACAAGGCCUCAGCACGACCUUCGAGGAAGUUGGAGCCUGCGGAGGCUACAGCCCACCUCCUGAGGAAGCCAUGCCGUUCGAGGUCGAGCAGCCCGGCCUGGAAGGUUUCUGGCCCAGCCUGGAGCAGUCUGGAGCAUCUGGAGCCCAGCCAGUAUUCAAAAUCUUCAACCCAGUGGUUUUGGAGCCCCGGACCCCCGGUGGUGCGACCCCAGGCCUGGGAAGCUACAGCCCCCCACCAGAAGAAGCCAUGCCGUUUGAGUUCAGCCAGCCUGCCCAGGGAGACUAUAGCCAGCCUCUCCUGCGUGCCAGGGAUCACGCUCCAGGAGGUCCAGAGGCGGGGGUCCCUAGAGCUCUUCGCGCCGAGCCCCGGGGCCGCGCAUCUGAAAACAGUAGCUUCGGAGGAGACUACAGCCCUCCGCCUGAGGAAGCUGUGCCAUUUGGAAUUGACGGAGAAGCAUUUGGGGGCGAUAGCCCACCCCCAGGGCUCCCCCGAGUCAUCCCUCAAGUCGUUGGGAGCGGCCAGUUCCCGGCAGUCGCGGUCCCGAGUGCGCUCAGCCUCGCUCCCGCCGCGAGCGCGCCUCCCCUCUGGGUCGCGGGCGCCAUCGACAGUCCUUGGCGAGAGGCAGUCAGAUCUGCUCUUAACUUCGCAUGCGACAGCCCCCCGAUGGAGAUCUCCAGACCCCCGCUUGAGAUUGGCAGCGCCUCCACUGGGGUCGACGACGACAUCGUCAACGUGGACAGCCCCCCAAUCGGGAGUGACGGCCCGCCCAUCCAGGUCUCGGGAGCCCCAGAUAAGAGCGAGCGCGCAGAGAGACCCCCAGUUGCAGACGCGGCGGAGAUGGAAGGAAGCACAGCCACCGCCGGCGCGGUGGAAGGCGAGAUCCCCUCUCCUCCGGGGAGAGGGGACGGAUCCUGCACCACCCCAGCUGCUGCCGACGCCGGCCCGGCCCCAGCCACUCCCGCCGAGCCUGAAGCCAGCGGAGCUCCUGCAGCUCCAGCGGAGCCCGAAGCGGAGCCCGAAGUCCCGGCGGCGGCCGCUGUCCGAGCGGAUCCUGACGGCGGGGCGGCCGCUGCCUCCCCAGCCGAGCCCGAAGGCGAGCAAGCCGCAGAAGCCCCGGCCGAUCCACUCUCCCCGGCAAUCCCCGCCAGCACGGCCCCAGCCGUCCCAGCAGAUCCUGCCUCCGGGGCAGCCCGCGAGCCCCCAGCUGCGCCAGCAGAGCCCGUCUCCAAGCCGGUCCCAGCGCCUCGACCAGAUCCCGUCUGCAAGCCAGUCCCGGCUACGCGAGCCAACCUCCUCGCUCGGGCUGUCCCUGCUGCUUCAGCCCACCCGGCCGCCGGGGCCGUCCCCGGAGCCCCUACAAUGUCAGCCCUCAGGGCUUCUACUGCCAGGGCCAUCUACUCGGGUCCUGUCGCUUGGAAUGCCAGGUCUCGCUCUGCCACUCCCGGGGCCGGGCCAACCCUCGCUGCCCGCGCAGCUGCUGCCGCCCGGGCAGCUUCCGCCGCCCGGGCGGUCACUGCCGGCCGAGUGGUCACCGCGGGCCCCAGCAGAACCCAUCUCAGACCCCCCAGCCCCGAGAUCCAGGUCGCUGAUCCGCCUACUCCACGGCCUCCUCGCCCGUCAGCCUGGCCCGACAGCUCGGAGCGGGGCCGAAGCCGCCGCAGGUACGAGGAUGUGUCAGUCAUCUGCGAGAUCGACUCCUCCAGCGACGAGUCUGAAGAAGGGGCCACCGGCUGCUUCCAGUGGUUUCUGCGCAGAAGCCGCCGCCCCAGCAAGCCCCGCAGCCAGUCUGUCGGCAACUUCUUCACCCGAACCUUCGGAAGCUGCUUCGGCCUCUGCGAGAGUUCCGAGUCCAGGUCCCGGAGCCCCCCGAAAGAUCCUAUGGCGGAGAGGCGCAAACAGAUGCGCCAAGAAGCCAUUGAGAUGCGAGAGCAGGAGCGCGCAGACAAGAAACGCAGCAAGCUCAUCGACAAACAACUCGAGGAGGAGAAGAUGGACUACAUGUGUACGCACCGCCUGCUGCUUCUAGGUGCUGGAGAAUCUGGGAAAAGCACCAUUGUGAAGCAGAUGAGGAUCCUGCAUGUUAAUGGGUUUAACGGAGAGGGCGGCGAAGAGGACCCGCAAGCUGCAAGAGGCAACAGCGAAGGUGAGAAGGCCACCAAGGUGCAGGACAUCAAAAACAACCUGAAGGAGGCCAUUGAAACCAUUGUGGCCGCCAUGAGCAACCUGGUCCCCCCUGUGGAGCUGGCCAACCCUGAGAACCAGUUCAGAGUGGAUUACAUCCUGAGCGUGAUGAACGUUCCUGACUUUGACUUCCCACCUGAAUUCUACGAGCAUGCCAAGGCUCUGUGGGAGGAUGAGGGAGUGCGUGCCUGCUACGAGCGCUCGAAUGAAUACCAGCUGAUUGACUGCGCCCAGUACUUUCUGGACAAGAUUGAUGUGAUCAAGCAGGCCGACUACGUGCCGAGCGACCAGGACCUGCUUCGCUGCCGCGUCCUGACCUCCGGAAUCUUUGAGACCAAGUUCCAGGUGGACAAAGUCAACUUCCACAUGUUCGAUGUGGGCGGCCAGCGCGACGAGCGCCGCAAGUGGAUCCAAUGCUUCAACGACGUGACUGCCAUCAUCUUCGUGGUGGCCAGCAGCAGCUACAACAUGGUCAUCCGGGAGGACAACCAGACCAACCGCCUGCAGGAGGCUCUGAACCUCUUCAAGAGCAUCUGGAACAACAGAUGGCUGCGCACCAUCUCUGUGAUUCUCUUCCUCAACAAGCAAGAUCUGCUUGCUGAGAAAGUCCUCGCUGGAAAAUCAAAGAUUGAGGACUACUUUCCAGAGUUCGCUCGCUACACUACUCCUGAGGAUGCGACUCCCGAGCCCGGAGAGGACCCACGAGUGACCCGGGCCAAGUACUUCAUCCGUGAUGAGUUUCUGAGAAUCAGCACAGCUAGCGGAGACGGGCGUCAUUACUGUUAUCCUCACUUCACCUGCGCCGUGGACACUGAGAACAUCCGCCGUGUCUUCAACGACUGCCGUGACAUCAUCCAGCGCAUGCACCUUCGUCAGUACGAGCUGCUCUAAGAAGGGAACACCCAAAUUUAAUUAAAGCCUUAAGCACAAUUAAUUAAAAGUGAAACGCAACUUUACAAGCAGUUGAUCACCCACCAUAGGGCGUGAUUAACAACGCAACCUUCCCUCUUCCCGAGUGAUUCUGAAAAAUCCCCUUUCCCUUCAGCUUGCGUCAAUGUUCCAAAUUUAGUAAGCUUAAGGCGGCCUACAGACGAGAAAGAAAAAGGCCUCAAAAGUUCCCUCUUCACUUUCAGAAAAUAAAAGCAGCAACAAACA